AUGAACUGUUUGCAUCAGGAGAAUUUGCCUAAGAUUAAUCCCGGGAGUAAAGCAGCCAUGGCUAACCUCUGCCCAGGAGAUAUUAUUCUGGCAAUUAAUGGAGAGAGCACAGAAAACAUGACUCAUCUAGAGGCACAGAACAAGAUCAAAGCAUCUAUGGACCAACUGUUGCUAUCUGUGAACAGAGCUGAAGCCAAGGCCUGGUCCCCCACCGUUCCAGAAGAUGGAAAAGCACAAGCUUACAGGGUCAACGUAGAGGCUGAACCACAGGAUAAUGGACCUGUUCAGAGCAAAAGGCCAGUGCCUCACACUGCUGGAGGGAGCCCGACUGACAGCAAACAGAUGUUGAACGUACAGUACAAUAAUCCAACGCGACUCUAUGCCAAUAACAAUGCUGAGUCCAGUUUGCCAGCACAGCUGAGUGGGCUCCAUAUUGCUGCUUCCCAAAGUGCUGACCCUUUGAGGUCCCUUCCACGGAGCAGAAAUGGGAUCGACAUGGAGUCAGAUGUGUACAAGAUGCUUCAGGAUUAUGAAAAGCCAGUCUCAGAGCCUAAGCAGUCUGGAUCUUUCCGAUAUUUGCAAGGCAUGUUAGAAGCUGGGGAGAAUGGUGAAAAACACAAUAGGAUGGCUGGCCCUCGAAACAUCAAAUCGCCAGUAUCAAAACUUGGCGGUGCCAUGUCUGGAUUGCAAAUGCUUCCCGAGUGCACCCGAUGUGGAAACGGGAUUGUAGGAACGAUCGUCAAAGCCCGGGACAAGCUCUACCACCCAGAAUGCUUCAUGUGCGAUGACUGUGGCCUAAACCUGAAGCAUAGGGGGUAUUUCUUCAUUGAGGAGCAGCUGUACUGCGAAACACAUGCAAAGGAAAGGGUUAAGCCCCCAGAAGGCUAUGACGUGGUAGCUGUUUAUCCAAAUGCUAAAGUUGAACUUGUCUAAACCCAUACUCUAUUCCUGGAGAGGUCAAAAGGUGGCUCGCCCACCCACACGCACGGCGCUAGUUUUAAAAUAUGGCUGUAAUCAACUCCGAUGACUGGAGUCUCAGUAAAAUGCCUUUUUAUAGAUAAAACGGUUUACACUAGGGAUCUCCAAGGGAUGGUGUUGAAAGCGUAUGAGCAGGUUUUUUCCUUCCUUUUGACACUCUGCUUUGGGGUUUUUAGUUCCUGCCAUAGCCUUGUCCAAGAUCUGUGUAAAUAUUGAUUAAUUUUCUACUUUGUUUCAUAUAAAACCAGUAUUCUUUUUUUUUUUCCCCCUCUUCAUUUUAAAAUGUAAGGAAAACAUUUUAAAAAGCGCAAAAGGAAAUAAGGCACUUUAAGAAAAAAAACAGACUUUUAUUGCAUUGCUUUCAUUUCAUACCUUUCAGUAAUACAUGCCGCUGCAGCUUUCAGAGUGAUAAAAGAUUGAAGCCAUGUGGAAACUAAGUACAGUAACUGCAAUGUAGCAUUGAUGAUGGAGUGAAAGAGUCUCUAAGCUAAAUCUGAUCUCACAUAGAGGUGACUGUG
This is a messenger RNA of Gavialis gangeticus (Gharial), 1496 nucleotides long. It is a transcript of the gene PDLIM4, whose product is annotated as PDZ and LIM domain 4. Gene Ontology annotation, cellular component: Z disc; adherens junction; stress fiber. Gene Ontology annotation, molecular function: actin binding; muscle alpha-actinin binding. Gene Ontology annotation, biological process: actin cytoskeleton organization; muscle structure development; heart development. The transcript has 7 exons. Bases 1 to 933 code for a protein of 310 amino acids. Lineage: Eukaryota; Metazoa; Chordata; Crocodylia; Gavialidae. The record is from RefSeq and is a predicted model, not a curated record.